GAUUAUUGUCAAUCGCCAAGUCUUUGGAUAGGGAGCAGCAUCACUUUUAUGAACUAAACAUCACAGCUAAUGACCAUGGCAAGCCAGUAAAAUCAACGUCCCAGAUUCUAAAAAUCAAUGUAGAAGAUGUCAAUGACAAUCCCCCACAGUUCUACCAACAUAUUUAUAAGGCUGUAGUUUCAGAAGAAUCACCAGUUGGAACAGAAGUGAUUAAAGUUGAAGCAUCAGACAAAGACUUGGGAAUUAAUGGAAACCUGACAUACAUCAUUCCAAAAGGUUUAGCCAGUGACAAGUUUAUCAUUAAUGAACAAUCAGGACAAAUUCUUACUGCUGAUUCACUAGAUCGAGAAGAAAAAGCCAUUUAUUUACUUACAGUCUAUGUGAAAGAUGGGGAUUUUCCUGCUUAUUUUGAUUCUACAACAGUUGAAAUUGAGGUUCUUGAUGUCAAUGACCAUGCUCCUAGUUUUGGGGAUUCCUGUUAUUCUCUACAGAUUCCAGAAAAUAGUGAUCUCAGUGUUAUUCAUACAGUGGUGGCCACUGAUUUGGACACAGGGAAGAAUUCUGAAGUUACCUAUACCAUAAAAGGUGGAAACAUCAACAACAAAUUUAGCCUAGACCUCCACAGUGGAGAGCUUUCUAGCCAUCCUCUAGACAGAGAGGUGAUUCCAGAGUAUUAUCUUGUUAUUGAGGCUCAAGACAAAGGGAAACCAUCUCAUUCAGUCUUGUGUAACAUUACUGUUACUGUUCUGGAUCAGAAUGAUAAUGAUCCUGUGUUUGAGAAAAGUGAAUACAGUGCAUCAAUUUCUGAAGGUGCUCUAUUGAACACAAAAGUUAUAACUGUUAAAGCUCAUGACCAGGACGAAGGGAUUAACAGCAAUAUCACCUACUCCUUAAGUAAUGAAACACUUUCUCUUUUCAAGAUUGAUAGCACCACUGGUGUGAUUACAACAGCUGGGUAA
Limulus polyphemus (Atlantic horseshoe crab) is the source of this 959-nucleotide messenger RNA. RefSeq names its product protein dachsous-like. The annotation marks the transcript as partial. Gene Ontology annotation, cellular component: plasma membrane. Lineage: Eukaryota; Metazoa; Arthropoda; Merostomata; Xiphosura; Limulidae. The record is from RefSeq and is a predicted model, not a curated record. Gene Ontology annotation, biological process: homophilic cell-cell adhesion. The transcript is spliced from 3 exons. Gene Ontology annotation, molecular function: calcium ion binding.